AUGUUCUAUGAUUACAAUAGGAUGUGGGGUCAUAUCGCACAAGAAACAUUUACAAUCACGCCGAAGGAGAAUGAUUCUGUUACUCUUGAUAAUAUCAAGCGGUACCAGGCUCUAGAGACUGCUGAUUUCGGAAUAUUAGCGUUUACCAAUAGCGGAGAGGCACUCUAUGAUUCUUAUCAUCCCCCUCCAAUUAUUGUGGAUGAUUAUGCGCUAAAUACCGGCCUAGUACUCCUUAUUCUUUCCUACACUAAUGGGACGGGAAAGCGAUUGGAAAACCUUAUAGGGGCAUAUGGUCAGGAGCAGGACCCGAUUGACGAGAGGAUCUAUUUUGCCGAUAAAGCGCUUGACAUGAAAAAAGCGCUUUUGGAGAUUCUAUUAACUGAGUCAGAGGAGCAAGAGGUGGACGAUGACGAAGUAGAGGACGCGUUGAUUGAACUAGCUCCGGGCUACGUAGAAGCAGAGGCAGAAGGAGACGGGCUGGCAGAAGGUUUUGAUCUAUUUGGCUCGGGAUUUCAAUCCAAUCUACUGGCGUGA
This is a messenger RNA of Penicillium canariense, 534 nucleotides long. RefSeq lists its product as uncharacterized. NCBI's taxonomy places the organism in Eukaryota, Fungi, Ascomycota, Eurotiomycetes, Eurotiales, Aspergillaceae. The record is from RefSeq and is a predicted model, not a curated record. The coding region runs from base 1 to 534 and encodes 177 amino acids. The transcript has 3 exons.